This is a messenger RNA of Loxodonta africana (African savanna elephant), 7861 nucleotides long. RefSeq names its product interacts with SUPT6H, CTD assembly factor 1 (gene IWS1). The record is from RefSeq and is a predicted model, not a curated record. Gene Ontology annotation, cellular component: nucleus. NCBI's taxonomy places the organism in Eukaryota, Metazoa, Chordata, Mammalia, Proboscidea, Elephantidae. Bases 270 to 2813 code for a protein of 847 amino acids. Gene Ontology annotation, biological process: poly(A)+ mRNA export from nucleus. The transcript is spliced from 14 exons.
CGCGCUGCAUUCCUUUGAGGGUCGUGGGUGGACGCCAUUUUGGUCCCAGAGGUGUUCUGGGAAGUAGAGCAGUGACCCGCACGCUUGCCGGCUUCCCGGUCAGAGCGUUCGCGUCUUGCUACUGCUGCCGUCUUGCUCUCAGGUCCCCCAGACUCUCUGGUCGGGCAGAAGGCUCAGGGCAUCGGACCGCGCCAUCUAGGAAUACCGCGGGAAGGAGGGGACCGGGGCGGCGCGGGGCGCGGACACUCCCCGCUGAGAGCCUGCCCGCGAUGGAUUCAGAAUAUUACUGCGGCGACCAGUCAGCAGAUGAUGGUGGUGCUACCCCAGUACAGGACGAACGGGAUUCAGGGUCAGACAUUGAGGAUGUUGUAAAUGAGCAGCACUCUGGAUCAGACACUGGAAGUGUAGAGCGUCAUUCAGAGAAUGAACCUAGUGAUCGAGAAGAUGGCCUCACCAAAAGGCAUCAUGUGAUGGACUCUGAGAAUGAUGACCUCCGAAAUCUUAAUGGUAGCGACUCUGAAAGUGAGGAGCUUCACGGGCAGAAGGACAGUGACUCUGAAUCUGAAGAGCACCCAGAGCCUCCUGCAAGUGAUUCUGAAAAUGAGGAUAUCAAUCGCCACGGGAGCGACUCUGAGAGCGAGGAGACCAGGAAGCUACCAGUUAGCGACUCUGAAAACGAAGAACUUCCUAACGGGCAUGCGAGUGACUCAGAGAAUGAAGAUGUUCAGAAGCAUCCUGCCAGUGAUUCAGAAAUCGAAGAGCUCCAGAAAAGUCCUGCCAGUGACUCUGAGCCAGAGGAUGCUCUAAAACCUCAAGUCAGUGAUUCUGAGAGUGAAGAGCCCCCAAGGCACCAAGGCAGUGACUCAGAAAAUGAGGAGCUCCCCAAACCUCGAGUCAGCGAUUCGGAAAGUGAGGAACUUCCUAAACCUCAGGUCAGUGACUCGGAAAGCGAGGAGCCUCGGAGGAAUCAGGCCAGUGACUCUGAAACCGAGGAGCUUCCCAAACCCCGCAUCAGUGACUCAGAGAGUGAGGACCCUCCAAGGCACCCAGUCAGUGACUCUGAAAACGAGGAGCUUCCCAAACCCCGCAUCAGUGACUCAGAAAGCGAGGGCCCCCCAAGGCAUCCAGUCAGUGACUCAGAAAAUGAAGAGCUUCCAAAACCCCAAGUUAGUGAUUCAGAAAGUGAGGACCCCCCAAGGAACCGGGCCAGUGACUCUGAAAACGAGGAGCUCCCCAAACCCCGCGUCAGUGACUCUGAGAGUGAGGAGCCACAGAAGGGACAGGCCAGCGAUUCAGAAGCUGAGCGUCCCUCCAGGCACAAACAGAAGCCUGAGUCGGAGGAUGACAGCGACGGGGAGACCAGGGGAGAGGAUGCAGAAAUGCAAAAUGACUCCUUUAAUUCAAAUAGCCAUACAGAGAGAAAAAGGGUUCACAGUUCUGACAGUGAGGAGGAAGAACCAAAAAGGCAGAAAAUUGACAGUGAUGAAGAUGAAGAAAAAGAGGGGGAGGAGGAGAAAGCAGCAAAGCGGAAAGCUGCUGUGCUUUCUGAUAGUGAAGAUGAAGCGAAAGCAACAAAGAAGAGCCGUGUUGUCUCUGAUGCAGAUGAUUCUGACAGUGAUGUUACCUCAGAAAAAGCAGGCAGAAGAGAAAGGACUGUAGCGUCAGACAGUGAAGAAGGAGUAGGGAAAGGCGAAUUGUCUGAUAAGAAAAACGAAGAGAAGGAUCUUUUUGGGAGUGACAGUGAGUCGGGGAAUGAAGAAGAAAACCUUAUUGCAGACAUAUUUGGAGAAUCUGGUGAUGAAGAGGAAGAAGAGUUUACAGGUUUUAACCAAGAAGAUUUGGAAGAAGAAAAAGGUGAAACACAUGUAAAAGAAGCAGAAGAUUCAGAUUCUGAUGAUAACAUAAAGAGAGGAAAACAUAUGGACUUUCUGUCAGAUUUCGAGAUGAUGCUGCAGCGGAAGAAGAGCUUGAGUGGCAAGCGCAGACGCAACCGUGACGGUGGCACCUUUAUUAGUGAUGCAGACGACGUUGUGAGUGCCAUGAUCGUCAAGAUGAACGAAGCUGCUGAGGAAGACAGGCAGUUGAACAAUCAAAAAAAGCCAGCACUAAAAAAAUUAACUUUGUUACCUACUGUUGUUAUGCACCUUAAGAAGCAGGACUUGAAAGAAACGUUUAUUGAUAGUGGUGUGAUGUCUGCCAUCAAAGAAUGGCUCUCACCUCUACCAGAUAGAAGUUUGCCAGCUCUGAAGAUUCGGGAGGAGCUGUUGAAGAUUUUGCAAGAGCUACCUAGUGUGAGCCAGGAGACUCUGAAACAUAGCGGAAUUGGACGAGCAGUGAUGUAUCUCUAUAAACACCCCAAGGAGUCAAGGUCCAACAAGGACAUGGCAGGGAAAUUGAUCAAUGAGUGGUCUCGGCCUAUAUUUGGCCUCACCUCAAACUACAAAGGGAUGACAAGAGAAGAACGAGAGCAGAGAGAUCUAGAGCAAAUGCCUCAACGACGACGAAUGAACAGCACUGGUGGUCAGACACCCCGAAGAGACCUUGAAAAGGUGUUGACAGGAGAAGAAAAGGCUCUUAGACCUGGAGAUCCUGGAUUCUGUGCUCGAGCGAGGGUCCCGAUGCCCUCAAACAAGGACUAUGUUGUCAGGCCCAAGUGGAACGUGGAAAUGGAGUCAUCCAGGUUUCAGGGCACCUCCAAGAAAGGUAUCAGCCGGCUGGAUAAACAGAUGAGAAAGUUCACAGAUAUCAGGAAAAAAAGCAGGUCUGCACAUGCAGUGAAAAUCAGCAUCGAGGGCAAUAAAAUGCCAUUGUGACCUUGCCUGGCACGGACCCACAUCUCUAAGAAAUCUGUGAGAGACUCUUUGGAGGAAGAAGAUGACAUUUUAAAAUUUUUUUAGUGUAUCUAUAAAUGGUUGGUUCCGCUUGUAUCAAAUGUUGUCAUAGGACUAGCAUUUCUGUCAAUUGUAUUUAAAACUGUUUGUUGUGUACUUUGUACAGAGGAAUACUAGUCAUACUGCUCUAUAAACUUUACACAAUAAAAUUCCACUCUGGUUUUGGGGGGCUGUCUCUUCAUUGUCUUCGAAGAUAGAUUUUCAAUGGGGUGAAAAUUGGUUCUUGGGAGUUGAAAAAAUCAUACAUGCUACAGUGGUUUGUGGCCCUCCAAAAUCUAACCCAACAAAAUUUUAUUCCUUACUAUUUUUCUUUUUAGGGAAAAAUUUAAUUAAUUGAUUGUAAUUAAUGAAUUUAAAUUUUUAAGCUUUCUCCUUAGGGGACAGUAAUGAAGAAAAGCCUGGGAAAUCCUGCCUUCGAGGAAAUACACAUGCAUUUGAAAAUCACUUUAUGAAUUGCUUAUAGCAGUUGGGCAACUGUGUAGAAAUAAGAAUUAUAGCUCUAUUUCCCAUUGCUCUGCUUUUGUGAGCUUUUUUUUUUUUUAUAGUCUCUGAAGACUUAAAGAUUUGGUUUUGAUAAAUCCCUGCUGGGUCAAGAUGACUAAAUCCAGGAAAACUUAUCCUUAAAUCGCUGUAAUUAUAGAAAGUGUGCUCGGACAUGACUGGGGGCAGAGUAUCUGGCAUGCUCAGUUUUCAAAAACACGAGAAUCUUGUUGGCCGUAAGGCAUCUGAACAUCCAAGACAGCAUGAUGCUCACGCACUAAGCACGUCACUCAUCAGAGAACCUCUCAGGGCCUCGUUACACUUACUUUCAACAAAUUUAGAAACACAAAUGGGAUAGUGAAGUUGCAAGAGGCAGGUGCACUAAAGGCAUUAAAAGGUAGUAGCUGACCACCUAGUUGGAAACAAAAGUUUAAAUUAUUGUCAGGGGUAUGGUUUUACUUUAUAUGAAAAUCCACUGCCUUUGAGUAGAUUCCUGCUCGUAGUGACCCUAUAGGACAUAGUAGAACUGCCCCGUAGGAUUGCCAAAGCAGUAAAUCUUUUAAGGAAGCAGAUGGGUUCCUUUCUUGGUGGGUUUGAAGUGCCAACCUUAUGGUUGUCAACUGAGUGCUUUAAGGACUGUGCCACCAGAGCACUGGUUAUAUAAAUACCCUCAAAACACUUGAAAUGACUCAAAGCACAGCCAUCUAGUGGAAGGCCUUACACAUGUUCUAAACAAAGGCAUGAGUAGCAGUUUUUAACAAAGAGCUGGUUUAUUAUAGCACUUUGCCGUUUAAUGGGGUAAGCACCAAUUAUCUGGAAAUCUUACUUAUGUAGGGUAUAACUGAUGGUGCCUGGUAAUACGGCAGUAUUACCUGGGGAGUCAAAAUGCUAAGGAUAGUCUCUUGUGCUACAUCUUUAAAAAUACUUGGUGCAUGUUUUUAAGGCGUCUAAACCCUGGCUGACCAAAAUAACUUAAAUUUUGAAAAUAUUUCAAAUUUACGAUAAAAUUUUAAUACCCAAAUACACACUAUUAUACCCUUUACCUAUGUUUACCAAGUGUUGGCAUUUUUUCAUUUUGCCACAUUUACUGUCACCUUGUAUGGUAAGAGAGUGUGUGUGUGUGUGUGUGUGUGUGUGUGUUGCCAUCGAGUCAGCUCAUACUCAUUGCAACCUAUAACAAUAAAAUGUUGCCUGGUCUUGCCCCGUCUUCGUGAUCGUUGGCGUGUUUGAGUCCAUUUUUGGAACCAUUGUGUCAAUCCAUCUCAUUGAGGGUUGCCCUUGUUUUCACUGACCCUCUACCAAACAUGAUGUCCUUUUCUAGCAAUUGGUCUUUCCUGAUCAUGUAGGUAUAUAUAUUUUUUGAAACUCAUUUGAGAGUAACUUGCUGAUAUUUUGCCCUGUGAUCUCCAGAUACACAUUUCUCCCAAGAAGAAUGUAUCCAAUAUUACGCAGCUAACGUGACCACUUGGUUAUGGUACAAAAUCACUUGAAGACUUUCAGGCUUUAUCCCAGAGAUAAGAUAGUGAGAGCCCUGUAAUUUCAGUCCUUCUGAUAAUCAACUUGAUUGGAAACAAGUCUGGAUGGGUGUCUGGGGGCAAUUUACUACCUUCUGUUGAGAUUGUGACCUAGCAGGCAAAGGGAGAGCUCAAUACUUCAGAAGUACUGAACAACUUGGAGAGCAUUGGAUUAGCCCUUGUUUCCAAGCUGACUGCCCACCUACCUGCCUGUGUUCCUGACCUAGUGCAGUAACAGAAGUCCUCCAACAUCAGACACUGGGACAGGUAGAGUUGAGUGUGGAAUUGGGUCAAUAAAAAAAAAUUUUUUUUUUUUAAUUUUUAUGUUACCUACGGGUGUAUAAAAGGAUUGUGGAGAUGUUAGGUAAGUCCUCAGAGGUAGGGUUGCCUAGUGUAGUCAUGCACUAUAGAUGUUACAAAGACAUGGGUUUUUGUAGAGGCAAGGUAGUAUAAGUUGGCUGACUUUGGUGCUAUUAGGCUAGAGACAUGCACUUUAUAUCAGCUUUUGAAGAAAGCAGUGCAUGUCACAGGAUUACACCAGGAUGCCAGUUUUAAGCAAACUCAGUAAAGAUUUUACCAAGGCUUGGAAGUAAUUGUUUACAGAAGGGUUUACCAUAAGAUUCUUUUAAAACAAUCUUACUGCUUUAAAGUAGAAAUGGAAUUGCCAAGUUUGAAGGAGAACUAGCAAAAAUGUCACUCACUUCAGAACAAAAGUGUUUGGGUCUGUGCUUCCAAGAACUAGUUGAGUUCUUACACAGCAUGGUAUGCUGAGCCUGAAAUGGUCUUUACCCGGUACAACUGCAGUUACGAAUGCAGUGAGACUCCGGGGUAUUAGGCUGCAGGGCAGCUAGAUACCCCAUGAGUUUUUUGACUAGAGAGCAAUGGGAAAGGCUUUAAGUAAAAUAACUUUGUAAAAUGUUUCGUUAUAACAUGUUAAAAAGGCAUUGGAUCGGGAAUUAGGAAACCUAAAGUUUUGGUUGUUGUGAGGGAAAUCCAUCGUUGGAGAGUCCUGAAAGGAGAGGGAUGCUUCCCUGCUCUUCUGAGAGAGGGGUGAUGCCUUUGUAAUUCUUUUUCUGUUGUGUGCUUUUGGCAAGUAGUUAAGUCCUUCCACUAGAGAUGGCGGGAAUGGAAUGAAUUCCCCAGACCAGAUCUGAGGAGGCCCACAGAAGAGGCUAGAAGGUCAGUGUAAACACUGGCCUUUUGAGAAGGGCUACGUGUAGUCAUCUGUAUCACUGAGCUGGCCUACUCAGAUCCACGUCAGAAGGAAGCGGUGGCCAUGUAAAAUAGACUGUAAGCUCCUGGAGGGCAGGGGCCAGGUCCAUCUGGUUAUCCAUGAUUCCAUUUGUUGAACUAAUUAUUUCUAUAGCACUUUGCGUUUUUACAUCAGUCAUAUGUAGUUCUACAACACUGUACUGUCCCUAUUUAAAGAUGAGGAAAGUGGCUUAAGGAGUCCAGGGUACCCCCACCUAGUGAAUAGCAGCAGAGCCAGGGUUCAAGCUGAGUCUCCUGACUCCAGACCCUGUAUGCUUUUCAAGUACCCUUGUCAGGUGGAUCUUUUCUGUGUGGACUUUGUGGUAGCUUUUAUUGUUCAGACUUGUUCUUUGGCUUUUAUUUCCCUGACUGUUCCCUAGUUACUGCUAUUUUGUUUUUGAGGAAGUCAGAGAAAAAACUAUAAAUUAGAUAAAACCAUGUAAGGGUUUCUUGAGAAUAUAAAGAUGCUCAAUAGGAAAUAAAGAAGAGGAAACAAAUACAACAAUUUCAGCAUAAUGUUAACCUUAGAGUAGAAUUCAGAUUGAAAUUGAUCUUGUAUCAACCAAAUAAAACCUUGUAAAGCAAAAACAAAACAAAACAAAAACCUUGUAAGGCAACCUCAUGGCAUAGAUGGCAUUACAAGGAAUAUUCUGUACAUUACUGACAUUGUGCCUACCAGGUGUUAGGUCUUACUAUGGCCUUUACUCACAUUACCCUACUCAAUUUUUACAAAAAUUGGUUCAAAGUGAAAUGGCUGCCCUAAGUCACACAGUAAAUAGAAAGCAACCCACGUAUCUAAAAUUCUUUCUGCCUUCAAAGCUUUCAUUUACACUGUUUGCUGGGACUUGAAGUAUGUAUGCUUAGUGUUUUCAUGUUGAGCCUCAGGUUGCCCUUGGAUCUUGUUAAACUUGUAACACUGUCAUCUGAAAUGAGCACCUGUGUCCAUUCUUUUCCAGGCUUUGCUGUUGCAGCUGCAUGUAUCAUACCUUGCGUUAUAAAUGGAACCCCCUAGGAUGCUGAUACAGCUGAUACCCUGAGGAAGAGUCUCAGUGUGUCAGUGCUGGGGAGGUGCUGGGACUCAGCUGCACAGGUGAGUAGUUAGUUACCUGAUAUCGUCUUCAGACAUCACAGCCACUGUUUCUUGUUGGGGCCCAGGAUUCGGGGCGACAGUCUUGAACCUUGCUCAUGAUUUGUCUGAUAUGGUGCAGUGGUUAAGAGCUCAGCUGCUGACCAAAAAGGUCAGCAGUUCAAAUCCACCAGUUGCUCCUUGGAAACCUUAUGGGGCAGUUCUCUGACCUAUAGGGUUGCUAUGAGUCAGAAUCAACUGGAUGGCAACGGGUUUUUUUUGUUUUUGUUUUUGUUUUUGGUCUGACUGGCGGGGUGGCCCUGGCACAGGCCCAUUUGCAGACACUGGGAGCCCCAAGAGCAUAUUUACCCUAAAAGAAGGACUAGUCUGGUAAAGUAAGGCCCUUCCAGGUAUAUCCUGACCCAGCCAAUUUUGCUGCCUGGGGAGGAAAGAACUGGAUGUGAACUAGAAGCUGUGUCAUUGGAUGCUGUAACACUGCAGCCAGAAAGUUUUGCUGUGGAACAGCCCCCUCAUCAGAACCCAGGAGGAAUGCAAGAAACUCUCAGGAGGGUAUCUCCAGCAUUGAGGCAUAGUGGUGGCUUCCUGGCUCCUCAGAUGGUGAUAGGAGUGGAGCGCCCCCUGGAGGCACACCAGUAGAA